AUGGAUAAGUUAAAGGUUGACCAGGUUGUUGGUGGCAAAUUUAAACUGGGAAGGAAGAUUGGAAGUGGAUCUUUCGGAGAGCUCUAUCUAGGUGUUAAUGUGCAAACUGGAGAAGAAGUUGCUGUUAAGCUGGAAUCUGUGAAGACCAAGCACCCUCAGCUUCAGUAUGAGUCAAAAUUAUACAUGCUUCUUCAAGGAGGCACUGGAAUUCCCCAUCUGAAGUGGUUUGGAGUGGAGGCAGACUACAAUGUCAUGGUUAUUGAUCUUCUUGGUCCGAGUUUGGAAGAUCUAUUCAACUAUUGUAACCGGAAAUUCACAUUGAAAACAGUGCUAAUGCUAGCUGAUCAACUGAUUAACAGAGUUGAAUAUAUGCAUUCAAGAGGGUUUCUUCACCGUGACAUAAAGCCUGACAACUUUUUGAUGGGCCUAGGUCGCAAAGCCAAUCAGGUUUAUGUUAUUGAUUAUGGCCUUGCAAAGAAAUACAGGGAUCUUCAGACUCAUAAGCACAUUCCAUACAGAGAGAAUAAGAACCUCACAGGCACUGCUCGCUAUGCAAGUGUCAACACCCACCUUGGAAUUGAGCAAAGCAGAAGGGAUGAUUUGGAGUCUCUUGGUUAUGUGCUGAUGUAUUUCAUCCGAGGAAGCCUCCCUUGGCAAGGAUUAAAGGCUGGCACAAAAAAACAGAAAUAUGACAAGAUCAGUGAAAAGAAAGUUUCUACUUCCAUAGAGUCUCUUUGUAAAUCUUAUCCAUCCGAGUUCGUAUCAUAUUUCCAUUUCUGCCGCGCAUUGCGUUUUGAAGACAAGCCAGAUUACUCAUAUUUGAAGAGGCUUUUCCGCGACUUAUUUAUUCGGGAAGGUUAUCAAUUUGACUAUGUCUUUGAUUGGACGGUGUUGAAGUAUCCUCAAGCUGGUACUUCCAGCUCUAGAGCACGAGUGGCUGGGAAACCGGGUCAUGCUCUUGCAGGACCUUCUGCAGAAAGACCGCCGCCAGAGAGAGUCUCAGUUGGAAAAGAAAUUCGCGAGAGAUUCUCGGGUGCUGUUGAGGCUUUCUCCACAAGAAAAAUCACUGGAUCUAGUCCGCUUGACAAUUCCAGAACUAGGACAAACGAAACACAGCCAGAGGCAGAGAAGGGGCGCAGCACAUCGAGGCAUGGCAGCAACUCAAGAAGGGCCAUACUCCCCAAUGGGAGGCCAGGUUCCUCUGGUGAACAUGGUGAAGCGCGUGCAGCAGCGAGAACACACCACACUGCUGGUGCUGCUGGUGCCCACACAACUUCUUCCACACAAAGAAUCUUACCCGGGUAUGAACCUGUCGUCAAAUCUUCAGGUGCACGAGCUGCUGCUGCUGGUAAAAGUUCCCGUGAGGAAAGUCUAAAGAGCUUCGAGUUCCUCACAUUGAAUAGGAGAUGA
Linum trigynum is the source of this 1410-nucleotide messenger RNA. NCBI's taxonomy places the organism in Eukaryota, Viridiplantae, Streptophyta, Magnoliopsida, Malpighiales, Linaceae. The record is from the annotation of a GenBank genome assembly.